Manis javanica (Malayan pangolin) is the source of this 2711-nucleotide messenger RNA. It is a transcript of the gene AIFM3, whose product is annotated as AIF family member 3. Gene Ontology annotation, molecular function: oxidoreductase activity, acting on NAD(P)H; 2 iron, 2 sulfur cluster binding. Gene Ontology annotation, cellular component: cytoplasm; mitochondrion. Lineage: Eukaryota; Metazoa; Chordata; Mammalia; Pholidota; Manidae. The record is from RefSeq and is a predicted model, not a curated record. Gene Ontology annotation, biological process: execution phase of apoptosis.
CCCCGCUCCGCCCCCUGCCCCCCGCGGCCGCGGCCCCGAGCGGCUCCGGAGCGGAGGGCCGCGCAGAGCCCAGGCCUUCCAAAGUCCACCCUUAUACGCUGCAUCUUCCGGAAGGCCCACCCCGUGGCCUUGAGAGCACCUUGGCUGCAGGGAGCUCUUUGUUGACCGGGCAAUUCCUUCUCCAGGCUGGUAGCUGGCAGGCCUGGGCUGGCCGCCCACUUCUGUUCACCGUGGAGCUGGGUUUCCUUGGGGACCAGUGGACUGGCUGGCUUCACCCCCCACCCCCACCCCAGCUCCUCCUGGACACAGCACGCUGGGAGGAGGGGGGAGGCUGGGAAGCCUCCUGGACCCCUGCCCCCCGGGCCCUGCCUUCCAGGACUAGGAGGCCUCAGUCCACUGCUGGGCUGGGAGCAAGAAGCAGUGGCUGUCCUUGGAGCAGAAAGUCCUGGAGGCAGCUCCAGCACCUCAGUAGGCCGAGAGGGUCCAGCCCCACGAGGGACACCCUGAGCCCCUACAACCCACCGUCUGUGUACCUGCCCCCCACCAUCUGCGGCCGCUCGCCAUGGGCGGGUGCUUCUCCAAGCCCAAGCCAGUGGAACUCAAGAUCGAGGUGGUGCUGCCGGAGAAGGAGCGGGGCAAGGACGAGCUGUCAGCCAGUGGGAAGGGCAGCCCCCGGGCCUACCAGGGCAACGGCACAGCCCGCCACUUCCAUACCGAGGAGCGCCUGCCCGCCCCUCAUCCCUACCCUGGAGCGCAGGACUGUGUGGAGGCUGCCAUCUGCCAUGUCAAGGACCUUGAGAAUGGCCAGAUGCGGGAAGUAGAGCUGGGCUGGGGGAAGGUGUUGCUGGUCAAGGACAACGGGGAGUUCCACGCCCUGGGCCACAAGUGUCCACACUAUGGUGCACCUCUGGUGAAAGGUGUGCUGUCCCGCGGCCGGGUGCGCUGCCCCUGGCAUGGCGCCUGCUUCAACAUCAGCACUGGGGACCUGGAGGACUUCCCUGGCUUGGACAGUCUGCACAAGUUCCAGGUGAAGAUUGAGAAGGAGAAGGUGUACGUCCGAGCCAGCAAGCAGGCCUUGCAGCUGCAACGAAGGACCAAGAUGAUGGCCAAGUGCAUCUCUCCAAGCGCUGGCCACGGCGGCAGCACUAAUGUGCUCAUUGUGGGCGCAGGUGCAGCUGGCUUGGUGUGUGCCGAGACGCUGCGGCAGGAGGGCUUCUCGGACAGGAUCGUCCUGUGCACGCUGGACCGGCACCUCCCCUACGACCGGCCCAAGCUCAGCAAGUCCCUGGACGCACAGCCUGAGCAGCUGGCCUUGAGGCCCAAGGAGUUCUUCCGAGCCUGUGGCGUCGAGGUCCUCACCGAGGCCCAGGUGGUCACGGUGGACAUGAGAAACAAGAAAGUCGUGUUCAAGGACGGCUUCAAGAUGGAGUACAGCAAGCUGCUGCUGGCACCGGGGAGCAGCCCUAAGACUCUGAGCUGCAAAGGCAAAGAGGUGGAGAACGUGUUCACCAUCCGGACACCCGAUGAUGCCAAUCGCGUGGUGAGGCUGGCCCGGGGCCGCAGUGCGGUGAUCGUGGGGGCCGGCUUCCUGGGGAUGGAGGUCGCUGCCUAUCUGGUGGAGAAGGCGCACUCAGUGUCCGUGGUGGAGCUGGAGGAGACACCCUUCAAGCGCUUCCUGGGGGAGCGUGUGGGUCGCGCGCUCAUGAAGAUGUUUGAGAACAACCGGGUCAAAUUCUACAUGCAAACGGAGGUGUUGGAGCUGCGGGCCCAGGAAGGAAAGCUGAAGGAGGUCGUGCUGAAGAGCAGCAAGGUCGUGCGGGCUGACGUCUGUGUUGUGGGCAUUGGCGCUGUGCCCGCCACGGGCUUCCUGAGGCAGAGUGGCAUCGAUCUGGAUUCCCGGGGCUUCAUCCCAGUCAACAAGAUGAUGCAGACCAAUGUUCCAGGCGUGUUUGCGGCUGGCGAUGCUGUCACCUUCCCCUUGGCCUGGAGGAACAAUAGGAAAGUGAAUAUCCCACACUGGCAGAUGGCUCAUGCGCAGGGGCGGGUGGCGGCCCAGAACAUGCUGGCGCAGGAGGCGGAGAUCAGCACUGUUCCCUACCUGUGGACGGCCAUGUUCGGCAGGAGCCUGCGCUACGCGGGGUACGGAGAAGGCUUCGACGACGUCAUCAUCCAGGGGGAUCUGGAGGAGCUGAAGUUCGUGGCUUUUUACACCAAAGGCGACGAGGUGAUCGCGGUUGCCAGCAUGAACUACGAUCCAAUCGUGUCCAAGGUUGCCGAGGUGCUGGCCUCAGGCCGUGCCAUCCGGAAGCGGGAGGUGGAGCUGUUUGUGCUGCACAGCAAGACCGGCGACAUGUCCUGGCUCACAGGGAAAGGAUCCUGAGUUCGCAUGCAGCAGACUUGGGCAGGCACCCUGGGGCACCAGGGACAGACACCAAGUCCUGGGGGCAGGUGCCAACCUCCACAAUUUCCCAGGAUUCCCCCAGGGCAAAACCUGAGCCCUCCCAGUGCUUGCCGUGGGCUGCCUGGCUCACCUCCACAGAGGCCAUUGCUGCCUCCAGGAGUUGCUUCCCCUGCAAGGCCUGGGCUGCUACUGAUGGCUGGCAGUGGAGGCGGGACAGGCCUUGCCUUGUCUCCCUGUACUGGGACCAGUCCCCUGUAGGACCCUGCAACACAUUAGACAUUAUCUUAAAAUUAAAACGCACACAUUUGCA